AUGAAUCAAUCAUUUAAAAGAAUUUUUAAUAAUAAAUUUUUUAGAAAUUAUUCAUCAUUUUCAAUUUCAAAAGAACAAGUUAUAGCAGCAGAUAGUCAAAAAAAGAGAUCAAGUCUUCUUGGUAAAAUUUUAGCAUUUACAAUUAUUUCAAAAUUAGGAUAUGACGUAACCAAUACAGGAUUAGCAUAUUAUAAGGGACAAAACGCAACUACAGAAACCAUUGUUGCCGACUCAUGGAAUGAUAUAUUAUAUCCAGUAUUUCAAGUGGUAACCAAUGAUCCAAGAGUUGUAUCAACAUUGGGCGGACCAGUUUCAUUUGAAAGUCCACCAUCAGAUUCAAAAUCACCAAUUAUCGAAUUGAAAAGAGAUUUCAAUUUAAAGAUUGCACCAAUUGAUUUCAAAGCACCAACAUUCCAUGAUAAUCAAUGGUUUUUACAAAAGAUUGGUAUUGGUAAUGGUAACCAACCAAUUGAUUUAGAGAAAUUAUCAGAGAGAGAAAAGAAGCAUUUACAACUUGGUAUUAUGGAUGCAAUCUAUGAAGAACUUAGUCAACACUCAAUUGCACAACAAAUCUCAAUGAUUCCAAAUCAAUACCUUCCAUUAUUAGUACCAUAUAAAAACAGAAUCUUUCCAUUAAUCUAUGGUGAAUCAACCUCUGAUGUCAUCAUUCCAAUUAAAGGUCCAAAAGGUAAUGCUAGUAUUUUAUUCAAUCUUUAUGCUUCUGAUGAUAAAUGGCAAGUGAGAAAUGCUGAAGUUAUUUUUAAUUCUGAUAAUAAAAAGAAACAAAUAAUUAAAGCAACUUCUGAUCAAUUAUAA
Molecule: messenger RNA, 816 nt
Organism: Dictyostelium discoideum AX4
Lineage: Eukaryota; Evosea; Eumycetozoa; Dictyosteliales; Dictyosteliaceae
Exons: 2
Coding region: 1-816 (271 amino acids)
Source: RefSeq, a predicted model, not a curated record